AUGAGAGCCGCCGCUGUGAGGAAUCACACAAUGAAUCUUUCGUUAGGUAAAUUGCAGAACCUUGUUUCUUCUAAUAAAGCAUGUUGUCGUGUGAGGCCAAGAAGGGAAAUAUUGAAUAACAGAUUCUUAAAAUUAAGCUCUACUUUGGAACCUGGCCGCCCUGCCACCACUGAUAAACUGGCUAUACUUGGAGAUGGUGUCUGCGUUCUGCAUCAGCAUAAAUCUGAAUCACAGGAUUUCAAAGAAAUGAAUGAGAAACUUUCCGAAGAAAUUAAAACAUUGAAGGCAGAGAAGAACGAGCUUCGUGAAUAGAAACUUGUUUUAAUCGCGGAAAAGCAAGAAUGGAGUAGGAGAUCAAAUCCAUGGCCAGUAAUCUUCCACCGUGCUGCAUUUCAGGCUGGAGCAAACAAGAUGCCUGUUUUUCUAGGACACAAUUACAUUCCAAUGUGGCAGUAUUUACCACAAUCUAGGUGUGAUACAUCUCAUGAUCAUGAUCUCAAGGCACCUGCUGCUUAA
This is a messenger RNA of Helianthus annuus (common sunflower), 516 nucleotides long. RefSeq names its product transcription factor bHLH104-like. NCBI's taxonomy places the organism in Eukaryota, Viridiplantae, Streptophyta, Magnoliopsida, Asterales, Asteraceae. Gene Ontology annotation, biological process: intracellular iron ion homeostasis; regulation of DNA-templated transcription. Gene Ontology annotation, molecular function: DNA-binding transcription factor activity; protein dimerization activity. The record is from RefSeq and is a predicted model, not a curated record.